AUGGGAUAUGUAUUGGAUGAGAAACCUUCCUCUAGUAACCUUAAUAAAAUUGCAAUGGGCGAACUUCAAACGUUAGAAACACCGGUCGUCACCUCAAAGGCUGAGCAGCCAAUAGUUGUGAGUCAACACUCCCUGAUGCAAGCAGUAAGCUUCCUACGCUCUGAACUUGAAAAAGUUCAGAACGAGAAGAGCGAUUUAGUUAAGGAGCGCAUUUCUUUGUUAGAACAACUAGAAAUAGAAAAGAAUAAGAACAGUAGCAUAGAGGUAGCAACAGACAUUAAUGAGGACUCGGUUUCCUCUUCUGAAAAUGCAAAACAAGAGAUUAUCGCAGAAUUGCGAUCGCAAAUCGAACGAGUUGAAAAAGAAAAAAUAGAGUUGAUCGCACAUGAACAACAAGAAAAGCAAAAUAUAAAAACUCAACUCGAUCAAUCCAGGGAGGAAAUACAAAACUUCAAGGCCCAACUUGAACAGACUCAAGAGGAAAGAAAAAACCUCAAGGUACAAUUCGAUCAGGCCCAGGAAGAAAGGCAAAGUAUAAAAGUUCAACUUGAACAUGUUCAGGAGGAAAAACAAACCUUUAAGGCCCAACUUGAACAAUCUCAAGAAGAAGGAAAAAAUCUUAAGGCUCAAUUAGAUCAGGCCCAAGAAGAAAAACAAAGUCUAAAUGUCCAGUUUGAACAGGUUCAGGAAGAAAAACAAAAUUUUAAGGCCCAACUUGAACAUUCCCAUGAGGAAGGAAAAAACCUAAAAGUUCAACUUGAUCGGACCCAGGAAGAAAGACAAGGGCUAGAGGUCCAGCUUGAACAGCUUCAGGAAGAGAAACAAAAGUUAAAAGCUCAACUUGAUCAGACUCGGGAAGAAAAGCAACAGUUAGAGAUACAACAUCAAAGUUUAAUUGCGAAGCUGGCGAAUUUUAAAACAUCCAUAGCUGACAAAUUGAAGACGGACAUGGAUCUUAAUACACUCAUUGCUGAAUUGCAAUCUGAUCUCACAACAUCUCGCAAUGAACGCGAAAACACCGCACAGCAGUUGCAAACUUUAGAAACACAAUUAUAUGAAAUCCAACUUCAGACUUCACACGAAAUUUCAGAAAAAGAAAAAACAGUCCGAGAUCUACAAAUUAAUUUAGACCGUUCCGAAAGGGAAAGAUUGGAUGAAGAGGUGACAAUAAUGGAAUUGAAAAGUGCCAAGGAUGAAUUGCUUUCUCGUAUAAAACAUUUUGAAAGGGAAAUGGAAACAUUGAAACAUGAGAAAGAGACUUUAAAGGCGGAAAAGGAUACCAAGCAAUCUGAAAUUCGGGAGGCAGUUGAAGGAAUACAACGACGCCUCGCAACAGCCAUCAAGGAACUAGCCGAAUUUAAAGAUCGUGCAAUACUAGCAGAGAACCAGUUGACACAAAUUAAAGAAGAGGUUGGCCGUACAACGCAGUACGAAAAAGAGAUCAAAGAAAAAAAUAUAUUGAUUGGAAAAUUGCGGCAUGAAGCUGUAAUAUUGAACGAGCAUCUCACCGAAGCCCUUCGUCGUAUGAGGGAGGAAAGCAGCGAAAAUAACGUAGACAAACGUCUUAUCACCAAUUUGUUGAUAGCCUUUUUCAACACUCCGCGUGGAGAUAGUAAGCGCUUCGAAAUAUUACAAUUAAUGGCUAGCAUGUUGCAAUGGAAUGAGGAACAGAAAGAGCAAGUUGGAUUAAUAAGGAAGGCAUCUAGAACUUUGGAUAACGGUUGGACAUCUGGGUUAUGGACGCCGACAAUAGAGAGACCACGGAAUAGAUUAUCCGAAGACGUUCCUAGACCAACUGUCAGAAUAAGUGAUGAGGAUGAUGAUCAUAAAGAGUCAUUUUCAGAUAUGUGGAUAUCAUUUUUACUUAAAGAGGCUAAUAAAGAUGAACAAAAAGUUGAUAAUAGUUCGACAUCCACCCAAAGCGAAUAA
Messenger RNA from Acaulospora colombiana, 1929 nucleotides. The record is from the annotation of a GenBank genome assembly. Lineage: Eukaryota; Fungi; Glomeromycota; Glomeromycetes; Diversisporales; Acaulosporaceae.